Messenger RNA from Helianthus annuus (common sunflower), 1347 nucleotides. Its product is annotated as uracil-DNA glycosylase, mitochondrial. NCBI's taxonomy places the organism in Eukaryota, Viridiplantae, Streptophyta, Magnoliopsida, Asterales, Asteraceae. Gene Ontology annotation, molecular function: uracil DNA N-glycosylase activity. Gene Ontology annotation, cellular component: mitochondrion; nucleus. The transcript is spliced from 7 exons. Bases 16 to 1176 code for a protein of 386 amino acids. Gene Ontology annotation, biological process: base-excision repair; base-excision repair, AP site formation via deaminated base removal. The record is from RefSeq and is a predicted model, not a curated record.
UUUGUUGUAUCAUGUAUGAGUCCUUUCAUCAAAAGAUUCAAUCCGCACCCCGCCCCUUUCAAUCUCCUUGCUAGAUUUCCCGCCACAAUAUUACUCCACCAACACCAACACCAACACCAACAGUCUGUAUUAUUAGGAACUAGUUCCACCUUAAACCCCACAUACAAAAUGUCUUCCUCUAAACCCAUCACUGACUUUUUCCCGCCAUCUAAGCGCUCUAAAGUCGUAGCGUCAGCAGCACCGUCGUCCUUCGAACCUUCUUUCAAAAGAAGCUCCGUUUCGGUUCUCCAAAAACCCACAACCACCGUCGCCGCUGCUGCAUCUACCCCACCGGAAUCGAUCGAUGAUGAUGAUGGACCGGCCAAAGUUUCGAGUCUCACGGCGGAACAGAAACUUAGGGUUCAGUUAAAUCAGUCGCUAGCUAAGGCUAAACGUAAUCUCAGAGUAUGUGCGGAAAGAGUCCAGAAGUCAACUCCAGGUAACGGGUUAGGGACGUUGAAACUUGAAGAACUGUUAGUCGAAGAAACAUGGUUGGAAGCCAUUCCUGGAGAGUUUCAGAAACCUUAUGCCAAUAAACUGAGUGAAUUUGUUGAGAGUGAAAUACAAAGCUCUAUACCAAUUUACCCUCCACAACAUUUAAUCUUUAACGCUUUGAAUUCGACCCCAUUUGACCAGGUCAAAGCUGUCAUCAUCGGUCAGGAUCCGUAUCAUGGACCGGGUCAAGCUAUGGGCCUUUCGUUCUCUGUUCCACAAGGAAUAAAACUACCUUCAAGUUUGCUAAACAUAUAUAAAGAGCUUCAACAGGAUUUAGGAUGUUCAAUUCCGUUGCAUGGGAAUUUGGAACGAUGGGCCGUACAGGGCGUUUUGUUGCUCAAUGCUGUUCUUACCGUUCGGAAGCAUCAAGCAAAUUCUCAUGCGAAGAAAGGAUGGGAACAAUUCACCGAUUCUGUAAUAGAGACGAUUUCUGCAAAGAAAACGGGGAUUGUUUUCCUUCUUUGGGGAAACUAUGCACAAGCAAAAUCUAGGUUAAUUGAUGAAAACAAGCACCAUAUUCUUAAGGCUGCACACCCUUCUGGUUUAUCUGCUCAUAGGGGCUUCUUUGGCUGCAGGCAUUUUUCUCGAACCAAUCGGAUUUUGGAGGAAGCAAAGACGACUCCUAUUGACUGGCAACUCUGAUUCGAACGUUAAUCAUUGUCACAGGGUAGGUUUAACGUGACGAAUUUAAUAGGUUCGACUCGUGUGUUAGCACAUGAUAGCAGUCUUUAAAAGAAAAUUUUGUGAUUUUGGUCUCAUUAAUCAAAGUGUUCUUUUGUGGUGUGGUUAAAUUUAAAUCUUCUUAUCUGCUCA